UGUCGCCACAGGAUGGCAGCAGUGAGAUUCAUGGGCGCUUCGGCGGUGGUCAAACCUCCAUCGACGAAAAACAACUGUGUUUUUUAAGGCAGACGUUAGCGUGUCAGUGUGCUCGCUACAAGACAUCAACAUGUUGAAAGAGUUGGUGAAAGAGCGACUAAUGGCGGCAGCUGAUGAAAUAUUCGCGUUGUUUGAAAGCACGAUAACGUCGUACCAGGAGGAACUUUCUCGAACGAGAGAGGAGAAGGAGCGACAUCGACAACAACUGGAAGCUGUUCGCAAAACUCAAAUUGUUUCACACGUUGAAGACGUUCAGCAGGAGGAUCCACAGUCCCCCGACUUUAAAGAAAAAGAAGAAAGAGAGGUCUGGAUCAGUCAGUCAGGAGAAGACUGUCUUCUCGGGCCGCAGGAGGCUGAUCUCACCAAGUUGCCUCUGACUGGUGUCUCUGUGAAGACUGAAGACCAUGAAGACAACCCCCAACUUGACAACCUCUUCGCUCCUCUAUCAGAUAGUGACGACAUGACAUCACAAUCUACUGAGGAUGAAGACAAGGACUACACCCAAGAACCUUUGAGCAGCGAUACAGACUGUGAAGGUGAUGUGAGGACUCACACUGACAACCCACACCCUGAAUGCUCCGACGACAAGACAGGUUUUACCUGCUCAUUUUGUGCCAAAAUGUUUUGUAGUAAAAGGGAUUGUGUUCGACACACGGGAACGCACACAGGAGAAAAACCUUUCGGUUGCUCCGUCUGCGGUAAAAAAUUCAUUCAAAACAUAAAUCUAGAAUCACACAUGAGAACGCACACAGGAGAAAAACCUUUCAGUUGCUCAGUCUGCGGCAAAAGCUUCAAUCAGAAAGUAAACAUGAUGACGCACAUGAGAACGCACACGGGGGAAAAGCCUUUCAGCUGCUCCGUUUGCUGCAAUGCCUUUUCUCAGAGGGCCACGUUGACGGCGCACAUGAGAACUCACACGGGAGAAAAACCUUUUCUAUGUCCAAUUUGCGGUAAUACAUUUUCUCAGAGGGCCAGUAUAAAAAAACACAUGACAACAGUCUGUGGUAAAAAUUCAGCCAGAGCGAGAAUAUGACAACACAUACAGAAGGGAAACCUUGUAGUUGCUAAGUCUGUGGUAAAUUUACGAAUCGGUCAUCAAGUGGGAGAUGUGUGAUGUUGGUUGAGGACAGCAUGAACGGGGUUUUCCCUCACAUCAAAAACUAAUGUGUGUUUGUAUAAAUUCUAAUAUAUUAAACAUACAGCAGUAUUUGCUAUGUUUCAUCGCAGAAAGUACAUGUAUUGUAUUAAAUUUAACAUUUAAUACAAAACCCAAAACCAGUGAAGUUGGCACUUUGUGUAAUCCGUAAAAAAAAACAGAAUACAAUGAUUUGCAAAUUCUUUUCAACUUAUAUUCAAUUGAAUAGACUGCAAAGACAAGAUACUUAAUGUUCAAACUAGGAAACCUAGAAUUAGAAUUUAAUCGCACCAACACGUUGCAAAAUAGUUGUCACAGGGGCAUUUUUACCACUGUGUUACAUGGCCUUAUCUUUUAACAACACUCAGUAAACGUUUGGGAACUGAGGAGACACAUUUUUGAAGUGGAAUUCUUUCCCAUUCUUGCUUGAUGUACAGUUUAAGUUGUUCAGCAGUCCGGCGUUUCCGUUGUGGCAUUUUACGCUUCAUAUUGCACCACACAUUUUCAAUGGGAGACAGGUCUGCACUACAGGUAGGCCAGUCUAGUACCCACACUAUUUUACUAUGAAGCCACGCUGUUAUAACACGUGGCUUGGCAUUGUCGUGCUGAAAUAAGCAGGGGCGUCAAUGAUAACGUUCCUUGGAUAGCGACAUAUGUUGCUCCAAAACCUGUAUGUACCAGUCAGAAUUAAUAAUGCCUUCACAGAUGUGUAAGUUACCCAUGCCUUGGGCACUAAUACACUCACAUAUCAUCACAGAUGCUGGCUUUUGAGCUUUGCACCUAGAACAAUCCGGAUGGUUCUUUUCCUCUUUGUUCCGGGAGACACGACGUCCACACUUUCCAAAAACAAUUUGAAAUGUGGACUCGUCAGACCACAGAACACUUUUCCUCUUUGCAUCAGUCCAUCUUAGAUGAGCUCAGGCCCAGCAAAGCCGGCGCCAUUUCUGGGUGUUGUUGAUAAAUGGCUUUGGCUUUGCAUAGGACUUUAACUUGCUCCUACAGAUGUAGCGACAAACUGUAGUUAUUGACAGUGAUUUUCUGGAGUGUUUCUGAGUCCAUGCGGUGAUAUCCUUUACACACUGAUGUUGCUUUUUGAUGCAGUACCGCCUGAGGGAUCGAAUGUCCGUAAUAUCAUCGCUUACAUGCACUGAUUGCUACAGAUUUUCAUAACGUUUUGAUGAUAUUAUGGACCGUAGAUGAUGUAAAUUGCACUGCAAUUAACACUUUUCCACUUUGCAUCAGUCCAUCUUAGAUGAGCUCGGGCCCAGCGAAACCGGCAGCGUUUCAGGGUGUUGUUGAUAAAUGGCUUUCGCUUUGCAUAGUAGAGUUUUAACUUGCACUUACAGAUGUAGCGACAAACUGUAGUUACUGACAGAUGUUUUCUGAAGUGUUCCUGAGCCCAUUUGGUGAUAGCCAACUUCACUGGCUUUGGGGUUUUUACAUUGAAAUGUCUAAAUCAACAACAUUGUGUCGAAAUACUAGAACAAUAUUAGGAAACAUUUUUUCCUUUUCUGAUUUAUAUUACUUAUAAACUCACAUAACUGUAUAGUGACAGUUAGGGUAUCACUCCUAGCCUUAAAUUAAUUUAUUACGGUUGUGCACGCAUAAUCUUUGAAAUAAACUUUGCAAUUUGGAAUGUAAUCUCUUCGCAACUAUCGAAAAAGAAAAGGGGCAAAGUUAGUGGGACAGGGAAAGUUUUAGCGACACAGUCGCCUCGUCUCUGAAAAUGCAAACUGGCCAAUCACAGUCCCAUCCUGCCAGAAACUUCCCCGCCAAGCAGACUGCCCACCCUUGCCAUAUACCUGACUGCGCCUCCCUCACCCUAAGACCACUAUCAAAAACAAGACUGUCCCAAACCCAGUCCUAAAAACACUGCCGCAAACCAGACUGUCUCCCAGUACCAAAAUCAUCCAUCAACCCCAAAUCCUGAGACCACGAACACAAACUGGACGGUACCACCCCUGUGUAUUUUUUUUUUUUUAACUCCUACGAACCAGACUCCGCCCCCAAUUUGAAGACCAUUAUCACAAACCAGACUGCCCCAUCACAAACCAGACUGUCCUACUCUGUCCCGAAAACAUCCCUGCCAUCCAAUCUGCCCCCAGCUCUAAGGCAACCAUCACCAACUAGACUGCCCCUGCCAGUUUUAGGACUAUUAUCACAAACCAGACUGUCCCACCCCCAGUCCAGAAAAUAUACCCACCAACUAGACUGCCCCCCAGUUCCAGGACCACUCUCACAAACCAGACUAUACCAUUCUCUGUGGCAAAAAGAUAGCCAAAACACCCCUACCAUCUAGUCUGACCCCAGUUCUACGAUCACUAUCACCAACUAGACGCCCUCCCCCACCACAGUUCUAAGACCACUAUCACAAACCAGACUGUCUCACUUCAACCCUGUAAAUAUACACAGCAAUGAGACUGCCCCCCCCCCCCCCCAGUUCUGAGACCAUUAUCACAAAUCACUGUCCCAACCCCAGUCCUCAAAAUAUACCCACCAACAAGACGACCCCCCAGUUCUAAAACCGCUAUGACAAACUAUCCCGUGCCAGAAAUAUUGUUACAAACCAGACAUGCCCCCUUGUCAAAAAUCAGACUUUCCUACUCUGUCCCAAAACACCUCUGCCAACCAGUCUUCCCCUCUGUUCUAAGACAUUUAUCACAAACUUCACUGCCCCUGCUAGUUUUAAAACCACUAUCACAAACUAGACUGUCCCCCCAGUUCUGAGACCACUAUCACAAAUCACUGUCCCAACCCCAGUCCUGAAAUUAUACCCACCAACAAGACGACCCCCCAGUUCUAAGACCGCUAUCACAAACUACACUAUACUACCCCUGUGCCAAAAAUAUUGCCACACACCAGACUGCCCCUUUGUCAAAAACUAGACUGUCCUACUUCGUCCCAAAAACAUCCCUACCAACCAGUCCGCCCCCUUUUCUAAGACCAUUAUCACAAACCAGACUGUCCCACCCCCAGUCCUGAAAAGUAUACCCACCAACAAGACUACCCCCCAGUACUAAGACCGCUAUCACAAGCCAGACUGUACCACCCCGUGCCAAAAAUAUUGCCACAAACAAACCAGACUGUCCUCUCCCAGUACUGUAAAUAUACCCAACAACAAGACAACCCCCCAGUUCUGUGCCAACAAACCAAACCGCCCCCUCAUCAAUAAACAUACUCUCUUACUCUCAGUACCAAAAACACUCUUACCAACCAGUAUGUCCCCAGUUGUAGGACCACUCACCAACUUGACUGCUCCCCUGAUCUGAGACCACUAUCACAAAACACCGUCCUACCCCAGUCCUGAAAAUAUACCCACCAACAAAACUGUGCUAAGAAUAUUCCCACAAACCAGACUGCACCCUGGUCAUAAAUCAGACGGUUUUACAUCCCUGCCAACCAGUCUGCCACCCCAGUUCUUAGACAAUCAUCACCAACUUCACUGCCCCUGCUAGUUUUAAUACCAUUAUCACAAACCAGACUGUCCCACCCCCAGGCCCGGAAAGUAUACCCACCAACAAGACUACCCCCCAGUUCUAAGACCGCUAUAACAAGCCAGACUGUACCACCCUGUGCCAAAAAUAUUGCCACAAACAACCCAGACUGACCUACUCCCUGUACUGUAAAUAUACCCACCAACAUGACCAGUUCUGUGCCAUCAAACGAGACUGCCCCCUCGUCAACAAACAUACUCUCCUAUUCUCAGUACCAAAAACACUCUUACCAACCAGUAUGUCCCCAGUUCUAAGACCACUCACCAACUAGACUGCUCCCCUGUUCUGAGACCACUAUCACAAACCACUAUCCUGAAAAUAUACCCACCAACAAGAUUGUGCUAAAAAUAUUCCCACAAAUCAGACUGCACCCUGGUCAUAAAUCAGACGGUUUUACUCCGUCCCAGAAUCAUCCCUGCCAACCCAGUUUUAGACAACUAUCACCAGCUUCACUGCCCCUGCUAGUUUUAAGACCAUUAUCAAAAAACAGACUGUCCCACCCCCAGUUUUGAUAAUAUUACCACUAAGAAGACUGUCCUCCAGUUCUAUGACCACUAUCAGAAACCAGAGUAUACAUCAUAUGCCAAAAAUACCGCAACUAGACUUCCCCUUUCUCAAAAGACAUACUAACCUACUCUUGAGUACCAAAAACACUGUUACUAACCAGUCCAUCCCCAGUUCUAAGGACACUCACCAACCAGACUAUCCCCCAUUCCUGAGACCACAUCAGGACCAAAAAUAUUCCCAACAACAAGACGACCCCCCUGUUCUGUGCCAACAAACCAGACUGUCCGCUCUUCAAUAAUCAUACUCUCCUACUCUCAGUACCAAAAACACUCUUACCAACCAGUCUGUCCCCAGUUCUAAGACCACUCACCAACUAGACUCCUCCCCUGUUCUGACACCACUGUCACAAACCACUGUCCUACCCCAGUCCUAAAACUAUACCCACCAACAAGACUGUGCUAAAAAUAUUCCCACAAACCAGACUGCACCCUGGUCAAAAUCAGACGGUCUUAUUCUGUCCCAAAAACAUCCCUGCCAACCAGUCUGCCCCCUAGUUCUUAGACAACUAUCACCUACUUCACUGCCACUGCUAGUUUAAUAACAUUAUCACAAACCAGACUGUCCCACCCCCAGUCCUGAUAUUAUCACUAACAAGAAUUUCCUACAGUCCUAUGACCACUAUGAGAAACCAGAGUAUUCAUCAUGUGCCAAAAAUACCGCAACUAGACUUCCCCCCCUUGUCAAAAAACAUACUCUCCAUAAACACCCUUACUAAACAGUCUGUCCCCAGUUCUAAGGCCACUCACCAAAUAGACUACCCCCCAGUUCUAAGACCACAUCAGGACCAAAAAUAUUCCCAACAACAAGACAACCUCUCAGUUCUGUGCCAACAAACCAGACUGCGCCCUGGUCACAAAUCCGACGGUCCUACUUUGUCCCAAAAACAUCCCUGCCAACCAGUCUUCCCCCUAGUUCUUAGACAACUAUCACCAACUUCACUGCCUCUGUUAGUUUUAAUACCAUUAUCACAAACCAGACUGUCCCACCCCUGAUAUUACCACUAACAAGACUGUCCUCCAGUCCUAUGACCACUAUCAGAAACCAGAGUAUACCUCCUGUGCCAAAAAUACCGCAACUAGACCUCCCCUUUGUAAAAAAAAAAACAUACAUCUCCUACUCUGAGUACCAAAAACAUCCUUACUAACCAGUCUGUCCCCAGUUCUAAGAUCACUCAUCAAAUAGACUACCCCCCAGUUCUGAGACCACAUCAGGACCAAAAAUAUUCCCAACAACAAGACGACCCCCCAGUCUGUGCCAACAAACCAGACUACCCCCUCGUCAAUAAACAUACUCUACUACUCAGUACCAAAAACACUCUUACCAACCAGUCUGUCCUCAGUUCUAAGACCACUCAACACCGAGACUGCUUCACUGUACUGAGACCACUAUCACAAACCACUGUCCUACCCCCAGUCCUGAAACUAUACCCACCAACAAGAUUGUGCUAAAAAUAUUCCCACAAACCAGACUGCACCCUGGUCAUAAAUCAGACGGUCCUACUCUGUCCCAAAAACAUCCCUGCCAACCAGUCUGCCCCCUAGUUCUUAGACAACUAUCACCAACUUCACUGCCCCUGCUAGUUUCAAUACCAUUAUCACAAACCACACAGUCCCACCCCUAGUCCUGAUAUUACCACUAACAAGACUGUCCUCUAGUCCUAUGACCACUAUGAGAAACCAGAGUUUACCUCCUGUGCCAAAAAUACCGCAACUAGACUUCCCCCUUGUCAAAAAACAUACUUUCCUGCUCUUGAGUACCAAAAACACAGUUACUAACCAGUCUGUCCCCAGUUCUAAGAACACUCACCAACUAGACUAUCCCUCAUUCCCGAGACCACAUCAGGACCAAAAAUACCACAACUAGACCGGAAAUAUUCCCAACAACAAGACGACCCCCCAGUUCUGUGCCAUCAAACGAGACUGCCCCCUCGUCAACAUACUCUCCUAUUCUCAGUACCAAAAACACUCUUACCAACCAGUCUGUCCCCAGUUCUAAGAACACUCACCAACUAGACUAUCCCCCAUUCCUGAGACCACAUCAGGACCAAAAAUAUUCCCAACAACAAGACGACCCCCAGUUCUGUGCCAACAAACCAGACUGCCCCCUCGUCAAUAAUCAUACUCUUCUCCUCUCAGUACCAAAAACACUCUUAACCAGUCUCUCCCCAUUUCUAAGACCACUUAUUAACUAGACUGCUCCCCUGUUCUGAGACCACUAUCCUACCCCAGUCCUGAAACUAUACCCACCAAGACUGUGCAAAAAAUAUUCCUACAGACCAGACUGCACCCUGGUCAAAAAUCAGACGGUCCUACUCUGUUCCAAAAUCAUCCCUGCCAACCAGUCUGCCCCCUAGUUCUUAGACAACUAUCACCAACUUCACUGCCACUGCUAGUUUUAAGACCAUUAUUACAAACCAGACUGUCCCACCCCCAGUCCUGAUAUUACCGCUAACAAGAUUGUCCUCCAGUUAUGAGACCACUAUUAAGUAGUCUGUCCCAUGUUCUAAGACCACUCACCUAAUAGACAACCCCCCAGUUCUGAGACACAUCAGGACCAAACAUAUCCCCACCAACUAGAGUUCUCCGCAGUUCUAAGACCACUACCACUUUCCCCCAAGUCCAAAGAACACUAUCACAAACCAGACUAUUCCAACCCCCGUCUUCAGAACACCCUCACCAACUGGCCCCUCCCCCUAUUUUCAGAUAUUGACCUUUGAAGUCUUGGUAAAGAAAAACAGUGUUGAGGAUCUCCAAAAGCUUUAUUGAGAUUUGAAGAAAAUGGACUGAUUGAUUAUUGAUGCAAACAAAUCAAUAAAUGAAGCGAUGACAUCACUGUCGCUGUGGGUUGGGCUUUUUGGCGUAUUGGAUGGCGUCGAGGGCGGCGCCGAUGUCGAAGUUUUUGGCCUGAAGGAGGCGUGUCAACCAGCCACUCUCGUCAGUGAAGCCCAUGGACAACAUCUGGGACAACGACUCCACCAGCCGGGGGUCAGCCUCUGUGCGGGGGCAAAGGUCAAAGGUAAGGCCAUGGGUCAAAGAGGAGCUUGGGGAAGGUCGUACCUGGAUGCAGGUGAGGGUACAACGCCUCUGAAGGACCCGGCUGAGGAGCCAUGGGAGGAGCCUUGUUCACUUUUGGUUCCACUUUGAGGUCCUGGAUCCCGGCUUUCAAGGACUGCACUUCUCCACUGGACGGGUCCACCUCUUUGGAGUUCAGGUGAGUCCACUCCUCGUCGGAGUCUUUGCCCACCUGUCCAUGCGGAAACAUGACGGGCGUCAGAGUCACGUGACCACAACACACUAACAGGAAGUGACCACUCGACAGACCUUUGCCGGCUCGCCGCCGCCGUUUGCACCGCCCGACUCGGCGGCCCCGUCCAUCUCCACGUCACCGUCACUCUGAGGGGGCGGGGUUACCUUGGUCUUUUGACCCUGGUGCUCCACAUCGAUGUCCACUUCGAUGCCUGCGAAGAAAACCACGUCACUUCUUUGUUGCAGGAAACCCUUUUUCCCUCCAUUCCCACACAGAGGUUACGCUUUUAUUUUGAAGGCCAUAGAGUUCCAAAUAUACAUACAGUCGCGGUCAAAAGUUUACAUACACUUGUGAAGGACGUACAGUCAUGGCUGUUUUGAGUUUCCAGUCAUUUCUACAACUCUUAUUUUUUUGUGUGGUAGCGUGAUUGGAGCACAUACUUGUUGUUCACAUAGAACAUUCAUGAAGUUUGGUUCUUUUAUUAAUUUAUUAUGAGUCUGCUGAAAAUGUGACCAACACACAGCAAUGUUAAUAUUUGCUUACAUGUCCCUUGGCAAGUUUCACUGCAAUAAGGCACUUUUGGUAGCCAUCCACAAGCUUGCGGUUGAAUUUCUGACCACUCCUCUUGAGAAAAUUGGUGAAGUUCAGUAACAUUUCGAUUGAACGUUUAGGUUUAGAUUAAACAUUUAGAUUUAAGAUUUAAAAUUGGCUUCAACAUUUAUGUUUACAAUUAACAUUUACAGCUCACAUUUAGAUUCAACAUUAAGUGCUCACAUUUAGAUUUAAAACUUAGAUUUGGAAAUAACACUUAGAGUCGGAAUUAUCAUUUAGCACUUAUAUCUAGAUUUGAAUAUAUAUCUAAGAUUUAGAUUUAGGAUUUAGAGUGAAAUUUAGAUUUAUAUUUGAGAUUUAAAAUUGGAUUCUACAUAUAUGUUUACAUUUAACAUUUAGAGCUCACUUUUAGAUUUAACAAAGUGCUCACAUUUAGAUGUAAUAUUUAGAUUUUUGACUUAGAUUUAACAUUUAGAUUUGGAACAUUUAGAUAUAACAUAGAUCGAACUUAGCGUAUUAGAUUGAACAAUUAGAUUUAACAUUUCGAGUGAAUAUUUAGGUUUGGAUUAAUUUUAGAUUUAAGAUUUGAAAUUGGCUUCAACAUUUGUUUACAAUUAACAUUUAGAGCUCACAUUUAGAUUCAACGUUAAGUGCUCACAUUUAGAUUUAAAACUUACAUUUGGAAAUAACACUUAGAUUCGGAAUUAUCAUUUAGCACUUAUAUCUAGAUUUGAAUAUAUAUCUAAAAUUUAGAUUUAGGAUUUAGAGUGAAAUUUAGAUUUAUAUUAGAUUUAAAAUUGGAUUCUACAUUUAUGUUUACAUUUAACAUUUAGAGCUCACUUUUAGAUUUAAAAUAAAGUGCUCACAUUUAUAUGUAAUAUUUAGAUUUAAGACUUAGAUUUAACAUUUACAUUUGGAUCAUUUAGAUAUAGAUCGAAUUUAUAGACUUGGAUUAAAGAAUUAGAUUUGACAUUGAGUGAACAUUUAGGUUUAGAUUAUACAUUUUGAUGUAAGAUUUUAAAUUGGAUUCAACAUUUAUUUUUAGAUUUAACAUUUAGUGCUGACAUUUCGAUUUAGAUUUGGAAUAAACAUUAAAAAACACUUGAUCUAGAUUUAAAUAUAUAUUUAAGAUUUAGAAGGAACAUUUAGAUUUAGGAUUUAAAAUUGGAUUUAACAUUUAGAGCUCACAUUUAUAUUUAACAUUUAGAGCUAACAUUUAGAUUCAACAUUAAGUGCUCACAUUUAGAUUUAAAACUUAGAUUUGGAAAUAACACUUAGAUUCGGAAUUAUCAUUUAGCACUUAUAUCUAGAUUUGAAUAUAUAUCUAAGAUUUAGAUUUAGGAUUUAGAGUGAAAUUUAGAUUUAUAUUUGAGCUUUAAAAUUGGAUUCUACAUUUAUGUUUACAUUUAACAUUUAGAGCUCACUUUUAGAUUUAACAAAGUGCUCACAUUUGGAUGUAAUAUUUAGAUUUUUGACUUAAAUUUAACAUUUAGAUUUGGAACAUUUACAUAUAACAUAGAUCGAACUUAUAGACUUAGAUUGAACAGUUAGAUUUAACAUUUCAUGUGAACAUUUAGGUUUAGAUUAAACAUUUUGAUGUAAGAUUUUAAAUUGGAUUCAACAUUUAUUUUUAGAUUUAACAUUUACUGCUGACAUUUAGAUUUGGAAUAAACAUUAAAAAGCACUUAAAUCUAUAUUUAAAUAUAUAUUUAAGAUUUAGAUCGAAUAUUGAGACUUAGAUUUAAGAUUUAGAUGGAACAUUUUGGAUUUAAAAUUGGAUUCAACAUUUAGAUUUAAAAUUUAGAGCUAACAUUUAGAUUUAAGACUUUGAUUUAGAUGGAACAUUUAGAUUAAGGAUUUAAAAUGAUUUAAAUGUGUUUGUUUUCUGACAUGGACUUGUUUCUUCAGCAUUGUCCACACAUUUAUGUCAGGACUUUGGGAAGGCCAUUCUAAAACCUUAAUUCAAGCCUGAUUUAGCCAUUCCUUUACCACUUUUGAGGUGUGUUUGGGGUCAUUGUCCUAUUGCAGGGGUGUCAAACUCAUUUUAGAUCGGGGG
Molecule: messenger RNA, 11110 nt
Organism: Nerophis ophidion (straightnose pipefish)
Lineage: Eukaryota; Metazoa; Chordata; Actinopteri; Syngnathiformes; Syngnathidae
Product: gastrula zinc finger protein XlCGF8.2DB-like
Exons: 2
Coding region: 131-1093 (320 amino acids)
Biological process (GO): regulation of transcription by RNA polymerase II
Cellular component (GO): nucleus
Molecular function (GO): RNA polymerase II cis-regulatory region sequence-specific DNA binding; DNA-binding transcription factor activity, RNA polymerase II-specific
Source: RefSeq, a predicted model, not a curated record